GCGAGUCUCAAAGUAUCAUUCGUUUCCAAGUCAAGUUACAGGACACCAGAAUCUUGGGUCGAUGUUCCAAUGUCCUUGCUGCGCCAUACUGGUAUCGGGAUCAUCAAGCCUAAGUCAAGCAGCAGCAGCAGCAGUAUCCGGCAUCACAGCGAAUUCUGCGGGUCACAGUCAAGCUGAGUUGUCGAACAUCAAAUUCAAGCAACAUCCAGAGUUCUACUUCCUGCCACCACGUCGCAACUGUCACUGAACAGCGCUAAUGGCACCUACAAUGUCAAGCCCGCGGAACUCACCAUCGAGUGUAGAAGAGCAAUACACGCGGUACGCGCACUACACGCGCACGCGCAGAGUGACUAUUCGCGAAGCUCCCGAAGGUCGUGACACGUGCAUAAACUCGUUGAAGGAUUUGAAGAAUUUGCUACAAAAGCAGAAAUCGUUCAAUAUCCAAUUGAACCGGAGGCAAACGACUGGUCGCCAGAACGGAUACAGUGGUGCUGCCAGAACACAGCCGACUAGCGAGGAAGGCAAGAUAGCCACACAGCCCGCAAAGACUGAGCAAGUUACAGCACAGAAUACACUCCAGCGGCAUCCAGAACAGACACUGCCAAGGCCCCAAGGCCGCGUCAGAGGUGCUCCAGUGCGGUCUUCCGGAAAGCUACCCGCUGUCAAUGGCAGUCGUGCCAAUCGAGUGCAGGGACUGAGUUGCGAUGUUGCUGUUCCUGCACCCCAGCCUGAGAUGCAUCAACCGGGUCAUAGUUCAUCGCUUGAUGCCCAGCCUGAGACGCAUCAACCUGGUCGUAGUUCAUCGCUUGAUGCCCAGCCUGAGACGCAUCAACCUGGUCGUAGUUCAUCGCUUGAUGCGCACAGGACAAAUUCCGUGGCAUUGGAGGAUGUCAAGAUUCCCACACAGCCACUGUGCCAAACAGAUGCAGUGCCAAGCCGAGAGCAGACAAUGGCACAGCCCAAUAGCUUCAAGCGUAUGCCAGUGGCCCUCACUGGCGCUGUGAAGGCUGAGCCUAGUAGUAUCGGUGGUCUGCACGAAAGUCAGAAUGCAGCUCUGCUGCCAUUCCCGUCGACAUUAUUUCAUCCAGACAGGCCCACACCGGGAAUGCUGUUUGAGCGCCCUGACCGGACUAGCGGUCAAAUGCACCGGAACAACCAUAACAAUCGGCCGAUCCAUAAGCAGUGGGCCGGUGGGUCUGGAAUGUGCUCGGCGUGGAAUUGCCCUUCAGCACCUGAUAGCCAUGUACAUAAUCCACACAGAGCAGCCUCUCGCAGGCAACAAACCAAAUUGAGCAAGUCCGCAAAACGUCAAUGGAAACACUGGCCACGUUCCCGCCGUAACUACCAGCCACAGCACGUCCCACAUACCAUUCGGCUAGUUGGUGAUGAGCCAACGCAUAUCACCAUCAUAAUUGGUGUCACACAAGGACCAGGACAAUGAGGCGUUCCGUAUAAUGACCAGGCGUAUCCGUGCACGUGGUGGUCAAUGACCAUAAUUUCAAUAAGCGUAAUUGUAUGCAAAGAAGCGUGCGGCCUUCCAUCGGCUUGAUGAUCAUUGUCCUCGUUCACAACUGCUUUAUGGCUUGGAUAGUCACGCUCCCACUGCCAUCCAUUAGCUAUCGGCGCAUUAACAGUGUACUUCAGCCACAGUUGCGCUCACUGAAAUCCGACCCAAAGUGCAAAGCUGGCGUCCUGGACCAGUUCCGAUUACAUCAUUGUGGGUGUACAUGUGUACGUCCAGCCGCAUUCAUUCCACUGCCAGGGCGUCGAGGGCUGUGCAAGUUGAGGGUGCCAGUUUUGCACAUUGGGUCGGAUUUCAGUGAGCGCACCUGUAACAUCUAGUAGGCACUCCAUGUAUUGUCACUGUGACACAGUUUUCUGUCAUCUCUUUAGUCCCAGUUGACAUCCUGACCUGGUUCUAGUUUGUUUGAACUAUUGAGCGUGCACACGGAACCCAGUUGACUGUCAUGAAUCGUGUAGGUAAGACUCGACUUGAGUGAACACUGUCUCGGAUAAUCUCCGUUUUGAACUAUACACCUAAUGUUCAACCAAUAUACUGUGUUAAAUCUA
This is a messenger RNA of Sycon ciliatum, 2070 nucleotides long. RefSeq lists its product as uncharacterized. The record is from RefSeq and is a predicted model, not a curated record. Lineage: Eukaryota; Metazoa; Porifera; Calcarea; Leucosolenida; Sycettidae. The coding region runs from base 257 to 1441 and encodes 394 amino acids. The transcript has 3 exons.